Molecule: messenger RNA, 1565 nt
Organism: Eremomyces bilateralis CBS 781.70
Lineage: Eukaryota; Fungi; Ascomycota; Dothideomycetes; Eremomycetales; Eremomycetaceae
Product: Paf1-domain-containing protein
Exons: 3
Coding region: 199-1446 (415 amino acids)
Biological process (GO): transcription elongation by RNA polymerase II
Cellular component (GO): Cdc73/Paf1 complex
Molecular function (GO): RNA polymerase II complex binding; chromatin binding
Source: RefSeq, a predicted model, not a curated record
CAAACAAGCCACAUUAUAUGGCGGACGAAAAGAGCCCAGCGCGUCGAAUUGAAAGUUCCACAUCUUGAACAUCAGCCAUCCAGGUCGCAUUAUCCGUCUCCAGCAGGUCCCUUCAAAGGCUUCGCUCACUGCAUCACAUUUACUGCUUUCCAAAUAGAAUCCUUGUCUAUAUCGUUGGAAUUGCAAUCUCUGUACACGAUGGCCGGCGCUUCCCGACAGGACUACAUUGCGCGCGUCCGCUACUCCAAUGCUCUCCCUCCACCACCGAAUCCCCCCAAGCUUCUCGAUGUCCCAAAUACAGGCUUGUCGGGAGGGCAGUACACAUCCGCGGGAUUUGCAUCGAGACUGGCGCGAGAACAGCCGCUCAACAUUGAGGCCGAUGCCGAGCUUGGGAUGCCCAUAGACUUGAUCGGUAUCCCUGGAGUGUUCGAGGGAAACGAGCAGUAUAUCUCUACAUCAGACCACAUUCCACCCGUCCAUCCCCAUGACAAAGCCCUGCUACGUCCGCUCGCAGCGCUAGGCAAGCCAUUGUCACAGGCCUAUGGCGUUUCAUUCCUACGGCGAACGGAGUACAUCACCGCCUUACAAGGCGGUAGCCGGGACCCGUCCAGCGCGAUGCUCCGGCAGAAAACCACAGAAAAGCGGUUCAAGAAGCCCAACGUUUCCGAUGACGACCCGAUCAACAUCCUGCGCUCCAUCAUCAAAGGAUUCGACGUCGCAUAUCCACAUGACAAGUACACGGGACCGGACACGCCGAGUAACAUCCGCGGCGCACAGACUACGGCGGCGGAGAAAGAAGCGUGGGAACGGCCGAGACAUCCUACCAAGCCGCAUCUCCGAGUCCUGGACUCCUAUCCUGUCCUCCCUGACUUCGCCGCCGUCCCCGAUACCGGUGCCUACAUUGUCGUCAAGUUCAACCCGAACCCCGUCGGCCCCACGGAUAAAUACGACGACCGCCUUGACGUCGGCAUUCUCUUCCCACAGAACCCCCCACCCCACGAACUAGCGCGAUAUCGCGAACAAGAGAAGGCUCGCAAGCACGAUCCCUCCGCUCAGUUCGCGAUCCCCUUCUACCACUACGAUUUCUUCAUGCCCAGCGCCGACUCCGUCCGCCCUAUCAAGCGCAAGUUCGACGUGCUGGAUGACGACAACGACGGGGACAAACUUUACACCUGGGAAAGCGGCGUGCCGGAAACCAAGGGGAUGAAGUCCUUUAAGUACGACCGGGUCCGCCACUAUGAGACGUACCAGCAGGCCGGCGAGGGCCCCGACGAUUGCUUCACGGAUACCGUGGGCGUGGCGCUGCAUGACCCGGAGGCGACGGAGACGGGCGUCAGCAGCGGGAAGCAGAAGGCGGCGUACUUGUACGGGAUCAGCCAGCGGACGUUCAUCCGGCCGAAGAGGGCGAAGAUGAGUGCGAGUGCGGCGACCGGGGCGACGAGUUGAAGAGGAGGAGGAAGACGAUGGAGAAGUUCGACGAGAGAAUUGGAGAUCAGUUCUUUCCGAUGGGCGAUGAAGCCAUGACUCUGGACAGUCAGGACAGUCAGGAGUAAUAUUUGGGCUCG